AUGGAGGGUGUGAAGGGUAACUCCGGUCAGUGUGUGUACAGCACCAGUAAAGCCGGAUUCACAUGCUCACUGGCGAAGGAAGUUGCUACCCGGAAUAUACCAGUGAACUUGGUGGCUCCAGGAUUCAUUCGGACAGAGAUGACGGCAGGGCUGGAGAAGGAAGAAGCGGUGAGAAAAAUUCCACUGGGCCGUUUUGGGGAACCUGCAGAGGUGGCUGUUCUUUUCCUCCUGGAGUCUCCUUCUAUCACAGGACAGGCUCUGCUGGUGGAUGGAGGACUACAGCUGGCAUUGUGAUGAUUUCUGCCAGUAAAGCAUGUGAGCUGACUGCAUAUUUGUGUUAUUCUGAUGCAAUAACUGUAUUUACAGACUGCGUCAAAUCUUGUGAAAUUCUCGGUGGAAUUCUGAGGUCACACGUAUCAUUGUGUAAGAGCAGUUUUGGUUCAUCUGGAUUGGAUUAAGGUUAUUUUUAGUUCACUGGAAUUUUUGGGUUAUGGCUGCAUGUUCCAUACUUGGGAUGACUGAGGUCACAGGUCAAUGCGUGGAGGAUAUGACUCGCUUUGUGUUGUCAUAGUUAUUUUCAGCAUCCACAUAAGCUGUGCUACAUUACACUUACAGAUGAGUUAAAGCCCCAAUUCAUAUAAAAAUAAUUUAAG
This is a messenger RNA of Carassius gibelio (silver crucian carp), 653 nucleotides long. Its product is annotated as carbonyl reductase family member 4-like. Lineage: Eukaryota; Metazoa; Chordata; Actinopteri; Cypriniformes; Cyprinidae. Gene Ontology annotation, biological process: fatty acid biosynthetic process. The coding region runs from base 1 to 294 and encodes 97 amino acids. The transcript has 3 exons. Gene Ontology annotation, molecular function: quinone binding; oxidoreductase activity, acting on the CH-OH group of donors, NAD or NADP as acceptor. The record is from RefSeq and is a predicted model, not a curated record.